Lolium perenne is the source of this 849-nucleotide messenger RNA. RefSeq lists its product as uncharacterized. NCBI's taxonomy places the organism in Eukaryota, Viridiplantae, Streptophyta, Magnoliopsida, Poales, Poaceae. The record is from RefSeq and is a predicted model, not a curated record. Gene Ontology annotation, molecular function: protein binding.
AUGAGAAACACCGCCGCAAUUCGGCAGCCGCUCGACGACGAGGACGUCGUCAACGAGAUCCUUUGCCGCCUCCCACCACAACCCUCCUCGGUCCUCUGUGCCUCGCUCGCCUCCAAGCUCUGGCGCAACCUCACCGUCUCCUCCGCCUUCCGCCGCCGCCUCCGCGCCCACCACCGUCACGCCCCCAUCCUCGGCGUCUACGAGAAGCACGCCAGGACGUUCCAGUUCAUCCCCGCGUUUGACGCUCCAUAUCGUAUUCCGACCGAGAGGUUCUCGCUGAAGGUCUGUGCCGACCACAGUCACAAAGUGGACAACUGGAUUGUGCUUUGGUGCCGCCACGGCCGCGUCCUCAUCAUCAAUCAGACCCGGCGCGAGCUCCUCGGGUUCGAUCCAAUCUCCAGUGAUCUCUGCGUCGUGGCCAUCCCGACGGACUUCGUGAACAAAGCCUACACCACCAAUGGAGCUGUGGUGGUGUUGGUGGGCGUCUGGGGCAAUCGCGGCGACGGAGACCUCUCCGCCCGCAUCUACUCCUCUGAGAGCGGCGUGUGGGGCAACCUCGUGUCGGCGCCGGAAGGCCCAAAACCAUGCCGCGUUGGCCGUCUCCCAUGCACCCUCGCCAGCAAUGGGCUCUACUGGUGGCUAACUGAGCCUCACGGAUGCAUACUCCACUUUGAUUUGGGUAGCCAACGGCUAGCCGUGAUCAACAGGCCUCCGGUCACCGGCAUCAACAUCGGCUGCAGCCGGAUCAUCUGGCAGAGGACGGCGGCAUCGUCCUCGCCAUUCUGUCCUACCCCACUUUCUGGAUGUAUGACCGCAAGGUGGGUUCCCAUGGUUCUGCCACUUGGGUGA